AUGGGUCACAUACAAAGAGCAUGUCGAUCUGAUGUACAAUACAGUGAAAAGGAGAGACGGUACAAGAUUCAGAAAAAGAAAAGUAGGAAUGUGCAUGUUGUCGCUGAAAACUCAGAUGAAGAAAGUGAUAAAGGGUUGGCGAAUUUAGAAAUCUACAGCCUGAAAAGUGACUUGAAACAAGCAAUCUGGCUUACACCUCAAUUGAAUGGACAGCCAGUUAGAAUGGAAUUGGACACAGGUUCCGCCAUUUCAGUGAUGUCACAGUGCAAGUUUGAAAAACAUUUCAAGAUGGCUAAGUUAAAGCCAUCGCCUGUCAAACUGAAAACAUAUACUGGUGAGCCCAUAAUUCCCCUAGGAAUGAUGCCCGUGACUGUAAAGUACAAUAAUCAACAGAGUGAGUUGGAUCUGUACAUAGUACGAACAGAGGGACCAGCACUUUGGGGACGUGACUGGUUGAGAAAGUUGCAGUUGGACUGGAAAUCCAUAAAAAGUCUGCAAAUCACAGUCCCUGCGUCAUCUAGCACGCAAAAGAAACUGGAAAAAGUGCUGGAUGGGGCUUCAGCAAUGUUUCAAUUGGGAAUAGGAACUCUGAAACAUAUCAAGGGGAAGAUAACCUUGGAUGAGAACGCUCUUCCAAAGUUUCACAAAGCAAGGCCCGUUCCCUAUGCUAUUCGCCAGAAAUUGAAAACUGAACUGGGUCGGUUGGAAGCUGAAGGAAUACUUUCAAAAGUUGACUGGAGUCCCUGGGCCACUCCUGUUGUUCCUGUCGCGAAGAAAGACGGAACUGUAAGACUGUGCGGGGAUUUUAAAGUCUCAGUCAACCCUGUAUUGCAGGCAGAACAAUAUCCACUACCGAGAAUAGAGGAUAUUUUUGCUACACUCUCAGGAGGUCAGCUUUUUAGCAAAAUAGACUUGGCGGAAGCAUUUUUACAAAUGGAAAUGGAGGACUCAAAAGUGUUCUUGACUAUCAAUACUCACAAGGGCUUGUACCGCUAUAACAGGCUUGUUUUCGGUGUCGCCUCAGCACCGGCCUUAUGGCAAAAGGCUAUGGAUCAGGUACUUCAGGGUUGCCCUGGUACCCAAUGCUACCUCGAUGACAUCAUUGUCACAGGUGACAGUGACAGUAGUCACUUGGAGAACUUAGUACGAGUCUUGAAGAGAUUGGAAGAGUAUGGACUGCGUGCAAGACGUGAUAAGUGUGAGUUUUCCAAGGAAACAAUCACAUAUUGUGGGCACAAAAUCGAUGCAAAUGGUCUGCACAAGUGUCAUGACAAGCUAAAGGCUGUUGCAGAGGCUCCACAACCGAAAGAUGUCUCGCAAUUAAGGUCCUUCCUUGGAUUUAUCAAUUACUACAACAGAUUUUUGCCAAAUCUAGCCACUGUUCUCCAUCCUUUAAAUGCCUUGUUGCAAGCAGGAAAGAAAUGGAUGUGGUCAAAGCAAUGCAUGCAAGCUUUUCAGGAAGCAAAGAAACUGGUGAUGUCAGAUAUGUCACGGGCACACAAGAACCAGAUGUAGAGAUCCAGUUGCAGCAUUAGCAUUUAUUGGGGAAUCCAGAAACGUAAAUCCAAAGGCAGGCAAGGGGUCAAAAUCCAGAUAAUCCACAGUCCACAAAACGAAAAGCCAGAGAUACAAACGGUGCACGUAACAAUACAACAAACCACAACCAAGGACAGAAACAACUGAGUAUAAAUAGACAGACACUAAUGAUGAACACAAAACAGCUGGGUGCAAUGACAAUGAGAUAAUGAGUCCAGGGAAGUGAG
Megalobrama amblycephala (Wuchang bream) is the source of this 1763-nucleotide messenger RNA. RefSeq lists its product as uncharacterized. The record is from RefSeq and is a predicted model, not a curated record. The coding region runs from base 1 to 1515 and encodes 504 amino acids. NCBI's taxonomy places the organism in Eukaryota, Metazoa, Chordata, Actinopteri, Cypriniformes, Xenocyprididae. The transcript has a single exon.